This is a messenger RNA of Trypanosoma theileri, 495 nucleotides long. RefSeq lists its product as uncharacterized. Lineage: Eukaryota; Euglenozoa; Kinetoplastea; Trypanosomatida; Trypanosomatidae. The coding region runs from base 1 to 495 and encodes 164 amino acids. The transcript has a single exon. The record is from RefSeq and is a predicted model, not a curated record.
AUGUCCAAACGGGUGACAGAGUGCAGUGAUGGUAAUGAUGUGAAUGAAAUGAGAAACGUGGCACAUAACGGUUCUGAUGACUUGAUUUCGUCUUUUAUAGCGGCAACAAGAGAAGACUGGAACUCCUGGGAGCAAACACAUCUGCUACCUUGUUACAUAGAGAAUGUUAUUGUUGAUGUGUUUAUCAAGUAUAGAUUAAAGUUGAUGUUUCUGGAGGCGAGACUGGAAUGUUUCCGACGCCGCGGCCAGAACACAACAUAUUCAAAUGUAAUGCUUUCAGCAGAAGACUCAGAAAAGAAGAUACGACGUACCAUACGACAGCAGACGGAGGCAGCAAUAGAGCGUUUAGCCGAUGUUGCUGUUCUCUGCUGGGUAGAAGAAGAUAUACACCGAGAGAUUGACGCAUUUUGUAUCGAUACAUUGAAUGCGGCGGGCGGAACGAUGCUGCGAAAUAUUGUGCGGGAACUCGUCGCGGAGAGUUUCUGUGGCGGAUGA